Messenger RNA from Saxophila tyrrhenica, 1137 nucleotides. RefSeq lists its product as uncharacterized. Gene Ontology annotation, molecular function: (R,R)-butanediol dehydrogenase activity; zinc ion binding. The transcript is spliced from 2 exons. The record is from RefSeq and is a predicted model, not a curated record. Gene Ontology annotation, cellular component: cytoplasm. The coding region runs from base 1 to 1137 and encodes 378 amino acids. Lineage: Eukaryota; Fungi; Ascomycota; Dothideomycetes; Mycosphaerellales; Extremaceae. Gene Ontology annotation, biological process: butanediol biosynthetic process.
AUGUCUACUCAAGACGGCGACCAUGCGGUGGAGAACAGGCCUGCCCCUCUAGCGGGUAAGCAGAUGCGCGCGGUGCGCUUCCACGGCAAAGAAGACCUACGCUUCGAGGAGAUCGAGGAACCCAAGUGCGGACCCGGUCAGAUCAAGCUCGUGCCUGCGUGGUGUGGUAUCUGCGGCAGCGACCUCCACGAGUUCCAAGGUGGUCCUAAUCUAUGUCCGACUACGCCGCAUCCCAUUACUGGAGAGACCGUCCCCUUGACCUUCGGCCACGAGUUCAGUGGGAUCAUCGAGGAGCUCGGCGAGGGCGUGGCGGAUAAGUGGAAGGUCGGGGAUCGAGUCGUUGUGCAGCCGAUUAUCUACGAUGGCGAUUGCGGUGCCUGUCAAGAUGGCUUGAUCAACUGCUGUUACAAGAACGGCUUUGUCGGGCUUAGUGGCUGGGGUGGCGGGCUUUCACAGCAUGUCGUUGUCCCAGAGUACGCGGUGUACCAGCUUCCAGAUAAUGUCGGGUUGGACGUAGCAGCCCUCGUCGAGCCUCUAGCUGUAGGCUGGCACGCCGUCAGCAUUUCGCCCUUCAAGGCCACAGACUCUGCACUCAUCCUGGGAGGCGGUCCGAUUGGCCUCGCAGUUCUCCAGGCCCUCCGAGCACGCGGCUGUCCCCAGAUCAUCGUCUCCGAAGUCUCCUCCAUGCGCAAACAAUACGCGAAGAACUUUGGCGCACACGUUGUUCUCGACCCAACGCAAGACGACAUCGUCGCCCGGUGUAGAGAGCUGUGCCCCGGUGGAGGCGUGAACGUCGCUUUCGACUGCGCUGGUGUCCAGCCUGGCAUGGAUCAAGCUGUCCUCGCCAUCCGCGCGAGAGGCACAUUGAUUAACAUCGCUAUCUGGGAUAAGCACGCCAAAGUCUGGCCGAACGACUUCAACUUCAAGGAGAGGGGGUAUAUGGGAGUCGCAACGUAUGUGAAGGGGGAUUAUCAGGAGGUGAUUGAUGCGAUUGCGGAUGGAAGGCUCGAUAUGUGCCAUAAGAUGAUCACGAAGAGGAUUGAGCUGGAUAAGGUGUUGGAGGAAGGGUUCAGGACGUUGAUCAACGACAAGGACAACCAGGUGAAGAUAUUAGUGAGGGGGUCGGGUGAGAUGUGA